AUGGCUAGGAGCCGACCUCAUUGGCGUUCGUGCUCUGACGUGUAUGAUGAUGAUGAUGAUGAUGAUGAUGAUGAUGAUGAUGAUGAUGAUGAUGAUGAUGAUGAUGAUGAUGAUGAUGAUGAUGAUGAUGAUGAUGAUGAUGAUGAUGAUGAUGAUGAUGAUGAUGAUGAUGAUGAUGAUGAUGAUGAUGAUGAUGAUGAUGAUGAUGAUGAUGAUGAUGAUGAUGAUGAUGAUGAUGAUGAUGAUGAUGAUGAUGAUGAUGAUGAUGAUGAUGAUGAUGAUGAUGAUGAUGAUGAUGAUGAUGAUGAUGAUGAUGAUGAUGAUGAUGAUGAUGAUGAUGAUGAUGAUGAUGAUGAUGAUGAUGAUGAUGAUGAUGAUGAUGAUGAUGAUGAUGAUGAUGAUGAUGAUGAUGAUGAUGAUGAUGAUGAUGAUGAUGAUGAUGAUGAUGAUGAUGAUGAUGAUGAUGAUGAUGAUGAUGAUGAUGAUGAUGAUGAUGAUGAUGCUGAUGAUGAUGAUGAUGAUGAUGAUGAUGAUGAUGAUGAUGAUGAUGAUGAUGAUGAUGAUGAUGAUGAUGAUGAUGAUGAUGAUGAUGAUGAUGAUGAUGAUGAUGAUGAUGAUGAUGAUGAUGAUGAUGAUGAUGAUGAUGAUGAUGAUGAUGAUGAUGAUGAUGAUGAUGAUGAUGAUGAUGAUGAUGAUGAUGAUGAUGAUGAUGAUGAUGAUGAUGAUGAUGAUGAUGAUGAUGAUGAUGAUGAUGAUGAUGAUGAUGAUGAUGAUGAUGAUGAUGAUGAUGAUGAUGAUGAUGAUGAUGAUGAUGAUGAUGAUGAUGAUGAUGAUGAUGAUGAUGAUGAUGAUGAUGAUGGUGAUGGUGAUGGUGAUGAUGAUGAUGAUGAUGAUGAUGAUGAUGAUGAUGAUGAUGAUGAUAAUGGAGGUAUUUCCAACUUUCCCGUACGUACAAACGACUGUAAACUGGGCGGAGGAAGUGCACACUAAAGCCGCUAGGCCUUGAACAGUUUAAUCCAAUGAAUGUGAUUUGGUCCUCUACAUCUCUAAUUUAAAUUUCACAUAAAGUACUACGCCUCCGCCUUAACGACCAACACGGCGAUCAAUUAUAAGCAGUGCGUAGCCAGAUUGGCCUACUUCACCCUCCAUAAUAUCCGGGUACAGCCGUAUUUCAUUGAAAGCGAGUAUGUCGGGACGAGAUUUCUC
This is a messenger RNA of Dicrocoelium dendriticum, 1206 nucleotides long. The record is from the annotation of a GenBank genome assembly. NCBI's taxonomy places the organism in Eukaryota, Metazoa, Platyhelminthes, Trematoda, Plagiorchiida, Dicrocoeliidae.